Molecule: messenger RNA, 1951 nt
Organism: Macadamia integrifolia
Lineage: Eukaryota; Viridiplantae; Streptophyta; Magnoliopsida; Proteales; Proteaceae
Product: protein DETOXIFICATION 18-like
Exons: 7
Biological process (GO): xenobiotic detoxification by transmembrane export across the plasma membrane
Cellular component (GO): membrane
Molecular function (GO): xenobiotic transmembrane transporter activity; antiporter activity
Source: RefSeq, a predicted model, not a curated record
CAGUUUUCUCACCAUUGAGAGAGAGAGAGAGAGAGAGAGAGAGAUCUGGAGAUCAGAUAAUGGGUUCAAUUAAAACACAGUUAAUAUUGGAGAAUGGUAAGUGCGGUAGUGGGGAAGAGAAGAAGAAAGGAUGGAAGAAGGUGUUGGACUUGGAGGAAGCGAAGAUGCAGAUUUGCUUCUCCGUCCCAAUGAUUCUAACAAACGUUUCAUACUAUUGCAUCACCUUGAUCUCCGUCAUGUUCGCCGGCCACCUUGGAGAACUUGAACUCGCAGCUUCCACACUUGCUAACUCCUGGGCCAUGGUCACCGGUCUCGCUCUAAUGACUGGUCUAAGUGGGGCACUUGAGACACUCUGUGGACAAGGUUAUGGUGCAAAGUUAUACAGAAUGAUGGGAAUUUAUCUACUAUCUUCAAUCAUAAUAGCUUUCUUCGUCUCUGUGAUCGUAUCUGCUUUAUGGUUCUAUUGAGAACCCAUUCUGAUUUUGCUUCAUCAAGAACCUCAAGUAUCAAAAAUGGCUGCCCUAUACAUGAAACAUUUGAUCCCAGGGUUGUUUGCUUAUGGCUUCCUACAAUGCAUCCUCAGGUUUCUUCAGACACAGACUGUCAUAAUACCACUAGUUGUGUGCUCAGUGGUUCCCUUAGUCAUCCAUGUUGGUAUCACUUAUACAAUGGUUUGCCUCACACCUCUGGGAUUCAGGGCAGCACCAUUGGCAGCUUCCAUAUCGCUAUGGAUAUCAUUUCUCAUGUUGGCCAUCUAUGUCAACUAUGCCGAUAAAUUCAAGCAUACAUGGGAAGGGUUUUCGAUGGAAUGCUUUCACCAUGUACUUCCAAGUUUGAAGUUAGCAAUUCCUUCUGCUGUUAUGGUGUGCUUGGAGUACUGGGCUUUUGAAAUUUUGGUAUUAAUAGCCGGAAUGAUGCCUAAUUCAGAGAGUAGCACAUCACUGAUAGCAAUGUGCGUGAAUACAGAAGCUGUCACAUACAUGAUUACUUAUGGUUUCAGUGCUGCUGUUAGCACACGAGUGUCAAAUGAAUUGGGAGCUGGUAAUGCAGAUCGAGCAAAGAAUGCUAUUGCAGUGACCCUUAAGCUAUCUAUUUUUCUGGCUCUCACAGUAAUUCUAGCCUUAGCAUUUGGUCACAAUAUCUGGGCAAGCUCCUUCACCAAUAGUCCUAUAAUAAAGAGAGAAUUUGCUUCCAUGACCACAUUGCUUGCAAUCUCCAUAUUAUUUGAUUCAGCUCAGGGCAUUUUAUCUGGGGUGUCCAGAGGAUGUGGCUGGCAGCACUUGGCAGCAUGGACUAACUUGGCAACUUUCUAUGGUGUUGGCAUGCCUAUAGCGGUUCUCCUCGGUUUUAAGAUGGGAUUAUAUGCUAAGGGAUUGUGGAUUGGUCUGAUCUGUGCGCUUUCCUGCCAAGCUUGCACCCUACUAGUUAUUACAGUACGCACAAAAUGGGAAAAUAUUAAUCUUUCCGUUGAAAAUGGUAAAGCUCAAUCUGUGCUGGUCUAACUGAUGUUGUAGUACUAGUUCAAACAAGAAAUGAAUAGGAUACAGAAGCCAGAGCAUGAGGAGUGAUAGCUUAAUUUCCCUAACUGAUUCUAUGGGUCUUCAUAUCAAUACUCUUAUUAAAGAUCAGAUGCUGAAUGAUAAGAAGGAAAACAAAGAACUCAGUGGCUAUCUGGAUUAUCUCUGCCUUGAUGAUCUACUGCUGAUACUUUGAGAUGACAUGCAGCAAGGUCCAUGGUAUAAGAGCUUCAUGGUACAUGAAUUACAGCAAUUGUGGUGGCAUUCUGGUUUUACAUUAUGUCAGACUAAAUUUCUCUGUGCAAAGCCAAGACCAUCAAUAGAGAAAUUUCAUAUUUCUAAACUUUUUGGCCUUAUGUUUCUGACUAUAUAUUCAGUGAAUGUUUUUCAAGUCUCUACAUGGUAAGGGGAAAGAAAUAUUCACCAACCACCAA